Molecule: messenger RNA, 3055 nt
Organism: Rhopilema esculentum
Lineage: Eukaryota; Metazoa; Cnidaria; Scyphozoa; Rhizostomeae; Rhizostomatidae
Product: peroxisomal multifunctional enzyme type 2
Molecular function (GO): oxidoreductase activity
Source: RefSeq, a predicted model, not a curated record
UGAACCUUGUCCCCAUGUUGGUGAACAUUGAAGGACGUGUUUCCUUUUUCUAAAACACAGGGGCGUAUCAUGAUGUCUUUGCUAAGGUUCGAUGGUCGGGUUGUUAUUAUCACGGGAGCUGGACGUGGACUGGGAAGAGAAUAUGCCCUUGAGUUUGCAAAAAGAGGCGCUAAAGUUGUUGUUAAUGAUCUCGGCGGUACAAGGGAUGGGAGUGGAGAGGGUAGAAAUGCUGCUGAUGAUGUUGUGAAUGAAAUCAAGUCAAGAGGAGGGAAUGCUGUUGCAAGUUAUGAUUCAGUGGAAAACGGAGAGAGUAUUGUCAAGACAGCAGUCGAUAAUUUCGGUCGUGUUGAUAUUCUUGUUAACAAUGCAGGUAUUUUGAGGGAUCGCUCCUUCCCGAAGAUGACAGACAAAGACUGGGAACUGGUCCACAAGGUGCAUCUUUUUGGUGCCUUCAAAGUAACAAAAGCAGCAUGGCCAUACUUCAAAGCACAACAGUUUGGAAGAAUUGUAAUGACUUCAUCUCCAGCUGGGAUUUAUGGUAAUUUUGGUCAAGCAAAUUAUAGUGCUGCAAAGCUUGGAUUGCUUGGUCUAAGCAAUACACUAGCUCUUGAAGGCCAAAGAUAUAACAUCUACUGCAAUACUGUAGCUCCGUUGGCAGCUUCUCGUCUAACAGAAAAUGUGAUGCCAAAAGAAAUAUUUGAUGCACUUCAGCCACAGUUCAUUGCUCCAUUUGUUGUGUAUUUAUGUCAUGAGAGUUGCCAAGACAAUGGCACUGUUAUUGAAACUGCUGCUGGAUGGGCAAGCAAAUUAAGAUGGCAAAGUACAAAGGGCAUGCAGUUUAGAAAAUGGGGUGAACCUUUGACAGCAGACAUUGUAAGAGAUCAUUGGGAGGAACUCAGUAACUGGGAAGGUGGGAGUCCACGGACAAGUUCACAAGGAUCUAUCAUGGAUAUUAUGGAAAGCCUAAAAAAUGUGUCACUGCCUGGUGAAAGUACUUUAGGAAACAAGAAAGAGCUCCUUGAUCCAGCAAAGAUCAUUGGUAUCUCCUUUGCAGAAGGGAAGUUUACUUAUACACCUAAAGAUGCAAUACUGUAUGCGCUUGGUGUUGGUACAAAAAUAAAUGAAAACUCACUUAAGUUCUUGUUUGAGGGCCAUGAAGAUUUUAGCGUUCUUCCAACAUAUGGCAUAAUUUUUGCCCAGGAAAUAAUUUUUGAUAAUCUGCAAGAUUUUCCUGGAGCUGAGCUCAUUGAUCCAACUCAGAUUCUUCAUGGUGAACAAUAUAUUGAAGUCCUUUCACCAUUGCCAGCAUCAGGAACUAUGACAACCAAUGGAAAAAUUGUUGAUUUACUUGACAAAGGAAAAGGGGCUCUAAUGAUAGUUGAUGCUGAAACAAAAGAUGAGAAUGGCAAGAUCAUAUGCAGAAAUCAGUUUUCAGUUUAUUUCAAUCGGGCUGGUGGCUUUGGUGGAAAAAGAAAAACUGAUGUUGCUGUACCAUUGGGAGUACCACCAACCCGGGCACCAGAUAAAACUGUGGAGGAGAUGACAAGCCAUGACCAAGCUGCACUGUACAGGCUAAAUGGUGACAAGAACCCACUGCAUAUUGAUAAUAACUUUGCCAAUGUUGCAGGUUUCAAGCAACCUAUCCUUCAUGGUCUUUGUUCAUAUGGUUUUGCACUUAGGCAUGUGUUACAAGAAUAUGCCAACAACGAUGCCAGUCUGUUCAAAUGUAUGAAAGCCAGAUUCAACCGACCAGUAAUUCCUGGGCAGUCACUUGUAACUGAGAUGUGGAAGGAAAAGAAUAGAAUUCAUUUUGUUGUCAAAGUGAAAGAAACUGGAAAAGAAGCUUUAACUGGAGGCUAUGUUGACCUUAAAGGGGAAGAGAGUCACAGUCCAAGCAAUGCGCCACAGAGUCAACUUGCAAGUAAAGUCAUUUUUGAGGAGAUAGCCAAGAAGGUGAAGGACUUACCUCAGGUUGCAAAAAAAAUAAAUGGAAUAUUUGUCUGGAAGAUAACCAAGGAUGGCAAAGAAGCAGGUCAAUGGGUCAUGGACUUCAAGUCAGCUGAGCCAAGUGUGUACAAAGGAUCCUUUGAUGGAAAAUCUGAUGUCCAACUAACAACGUCUGAUGAAGACUUCUCUGCGAUGGCAUCAGGGCAGUUGAAUCCUCAGCAGGCAUUCUUUAAUGGGAAAUUGAAAAUUAAAGGGAAUGUAAUGCUGACACAGAAACUUGGCCAAAUAAUCAACCAACAAGCAAAACUGUGAAUUUUUACCUGUUUGUGACCAGAAAAUUUAAAUACAGUGUGCUUCUGCCUAUUGUGAUAACCUUUAACUGAAAUGUAGUUUAAGAAAUAGAAGGAUUUGAUUAAAUUGGAAUUAAAUUGAAGGAAUUUCAAUCUCAAACUUAUGAUUUGUAACUUUGUAAUUUUUUAAGGUCAUGCUUUGACUUCAUUGUAUAAAGCUUCUUACCACUCGAUUGAGAAGUGCAUGAAUAUGUGCUACAGUAAUGGUGACAGUCUAUAGAAACAGCAGAUGAUUUGAUAAAGUAAAAAAUGUUAUUAUAACAACAAGACAAGUCUUUGAACAUAUCUAGACCAGCAUUUUCUUUGCCAAUGUAACUGCCUUCAAAGCUAUUUGAGAAAAAGCUUUAGUUAGAUGGAUUACGAAACUAUGUCAUAUUCAAUCCAGAAAUAGAAGAGAAUUUUUAUUGGGUCAUGGAUGAAUAAAUGUUCUCACAGCAAUCACUUUUUGGUUAUUUGUUUUGGUCCAUGGUGAAGAUAACUAAAGUAAGUGCUUUAAAACCUGCAACAUUUUAAAAUUUAUGUACCUGUUGGAUGAGAAAAAAUUAAUAGAAAGUCCUUAUUAAAAAGUGUAGUAUCUUGGUAGUAUCUUGAGCAUGCCAGUUUAGGGUACAGCUGGCGCCAAUUUGGGCAAACGCCUGAGCGGUGCUCGCAGGCAAACCAUACUGGACAGAUAACGUCUGCAGACAAAUCUGAAAAAAUAUCUUUUUCAAUUUAGAAUUUAGAGAGAAAAAAUUGUAUCAAUUCAGCUAUAAGUUUCA